Molecule: messenger RNA, 3392 nt
Organism: Papaver somniferum (opium poppy)
Lineage: Eukaryota; Viridiplantae; Streptophyta; Magnoliopsida; Ranunculales; Papaveraceae
Product: RNA cytidine acetyltransferase 1-like
Exons: 26
Coding region: 95-3172 (1025 amino acids)
Biological process (GO): rRNA acetylation involved in maturation of SSU-rRNA
Cellular component (GO): 90S preribosome; nucleolus
Molecular function (GO): 18S rRNA cytidine N-acetyltransferase activity; tRNA binding; ATP binding
Source: RefSeq, a predicted model, not a curated record
UUUCAGUUUUAUAUAGCUAGCUAUCCGAUUUUCCUUUUUCUUCCUUCCCUGAAGAGUUAGAGUUGUGAGUAGAGAUUGCUUAGAGAUAGAAAGAAUGAGGAAGAAGGUUGAUAACCGGAUUAAAACACUGAUAGAAAAUGGUGUUAGAAGUAGGCAUAGAUCUUUUUUCGUCAUUGUUGGUGAUAAAUAUCGUAAUCAGAUUGUCAAUGUUCAUUAUAUGCUUGCUAAAUCAAUGAUUAAGCCUCGCCUUAAAGUGUUAUGGUGCUACAAGAAUAAACUCGAACUAAGCAGUCACAGGAAAAAACGGGAAAAGCAGAUUAUGAACUUAAAACGGUGUGGCUCACUUGAUCCUGAGCAGGUUGAUCCUUUUACACUUUUUGUUGAAUCUGUAGAGCUGACAUAUUGCUUAUACCAACACUCAGAAAGGAUUCUUGGUAGUACAUUCAGCAUGUGUAUUCUCCAGGAUUUUGAGGCACUGACGCCGAAUCUUCUCGCAAGAACUAUAGAAACUGUAGAAGGUGGUGGAUUGGUUGUACUGCUUCUUCGAUCUCUUUCAUCUCUCACUAGUCUCUAUUCCAUGGUUAUGGAUGUUCACGAACGAUAUCGGACAGAAUCCCAUUUUGGAACAACUGCACGUUUUAAUGAGCGCUUCUUACUUUCCCUCACUUCAUGCAAAGCCUGUGUGGUUAUGGACGAUGAGCUGAAUAUCUUACCGAUUUCAUCACAUAUCAGGUCCAUCAAACCAAUUCCAGUGACCGAGGAUUUUGAGAGACUUUCAGAAACACAGCUUGAUUUGAAGAAUCUUAAGGAGCAACUUAAUGGUGAUUUCCCUGUUGGUCCAAUCAUAAAUAAAUGUUGUACACUUGACCAGGGGAAAGCUGUAAUUUCAUUCCUCGAUUCAAUUCUGGAUAAGACAUUAAGGAGCACUGUCGCCCUGCUUGCUGCUCGUGGCCGUGGAAAAUCAGCUGCACUUGGUCUGGCAAUCGCAGGGGCUAUAGCUGCAGGGUAUUCAAAUAUUUUCGUGACUGCACCUGUCCCUGAGAACGUGAAAACUCUUUUCGAGUUUGUCGGUGAGGGUUUCAGUGCUCUUGGAUAUGUGGAGCAUAUGGAUUAUGAUUUGGUUUUAAAUGCCAAUAAUGCUAUUAUGCGGAUAAAUAUCUACAAGCACCACAGACAGACAAUUCAGUACAUACAACCACAUGAGUAUGAAAAACUUUCCCAGGUUGAGCUUUUAGUUAUUGACGAAGCGGCAGCGAUACCGAUGCCCAUUGUGAAGUCUCUAUUUGGCCCUUAUCUGAUCUUCCUUUCUUCUACUGUCACUGGCUACGAAGGUACUGGCCGCUCCUUGUCUCUCAAGCUUCUGCGGCAGCUGGAAGAGCAGAGCCAGAAUCAGAAAAAUUUGGAAGGGUCUAUUUCCGGAAGACUUUUUAAAAAGGUAGAAUUAAGCGAAGCCAUCAGAUAUGCUCCUGGUGAUCCAGUUGAGUCAUGGCUUUAUGGCUUACUUUGCUUGGAUGCCACAAGCGUCGUUCCUAAUAUCACUAGGUUACCUCCUCCAACUGAGUGUGAUCUUUAUUAUGUCAAUCGCGAUACUCUUUUUUCUUAUCACAAAGACAGCGAAUUAUUUCUGCAGCGUAUGGUGGCUCUCUAUGUGUCGUCUCACUACAAAAAUUCUCCAGAUGACUUGCAACUAAUGGCUGAUGCUCCAGCACACCAUUUGUUUGUUUUACUUGGUCCUGUUGAUAAGUCAAAGAAUCACCUUCCAGAUAUAUUGUGUGUUAUCCAGGUGUGCCUUGAAGGUCAGAUUUCUCAAGAGUCUGUCUUGAAGAGUUUAAGAGACGGCCGACAACCUCAUGGAGAUCAGAUUCCAUGGAAGUUUUCUGAGCAAUUUCGGGAUACAGUGUUUCCAAGUCUUUCAGGUGCUCGAAUUGUUCGCAUUGCUGUCCAUCCAAGUGCCAUGAAACUUGGAUAUGGUUCGAUUGCGGUGGAUCUUCUAACAAGGUAUUAUGAAGGACAGCUGACUUCUAUCGAUGUGAUUGACGCGGAGAAGGAAUUCGAGGAAAUACACCCUAUUAGCGUAACUGAAGCAGCUGAAAAGGUUUCAUUGUUGGAAGAAUCUGUAAAGCCAAGGUGUGACCUUCCACAUUUACUAGUGCAUCUUUCUGAGCGUCGACCUGAAAAACUGCACUAUAUUGGUGUCUCCUUUGGGCUCACCUUGGAUCUAUUUCGCUUUUGGAGGAAAAACAAAUUUGCUCCUUUUUAUAUCUGUCAAAUUCCAAACGGCGUGACUGGUGAACACACAUGCAUGGUAAUCAAGCCGUUGACUAAUGAUGAUAUUGAAUUAAGUGGAUCUGACAAAUGGGGUUUCUUCUCUCCAUAUUAUCAAGAUUUCAGAAGACGGUUUGCCAGGUUCUUGGGCUCUAGUUUUAAAGCAAUGGAAUGUAAGCUUGCUAUGAGCGUCUUGAACCCGGAGAUCAAUUUCACAAAGAGUGAGCCUGCUGCUGAAAAUGGAUCACUGAAUGGAGUGUUAUCACCCCAUGAUUUAAGUCGAUUGGAAGCCUAUACCAAGCGUCUCGUAGAUUUUAAUAUGAUCCUUGACCUUUUGCCUAUUCUGGCUCAUUGGUAUUUCGAGGAGAAGCUUGGAGUUGCGUUAUCUCCUGUGCAGGCCACCCUUCUACUCUGCAUGGGCUUACAAAAUCAAAAUAUUACUUAUGUCGAGGGACAAUUAAAGUUAAAUAGGUCAGACAUUUUGAUAUUGCUUAUCAAAAUCAUGCAAAAAUUUUACAAAUAUCUGCACAAGGUUGCAGCUAGCGAGGCCGAGUCAGCACUACCUCGUCUUAAAAAGGUUGAAAUGUUACCUCACAGUAUAUCGUUGGAUGACGAGCUUAAUGCCGCAGCAAAACAAGUCAUGGGCAAGGUGAAAGCUGAAAGUGAGGGUUUGUUGAAUCCAGAAAUUUUGCAACGCUAUGCAAUCGUGGGCAAAGAAGUUGCCUUUGAGGAAGCUUUAGGGAACGGGAGUAGAAAGGUUGGUUCAGGAGGUGUUAUUAGUCUGAAGUCGACAAAACAGGAAAAGAAAAAAGAACGGAAAUCGAAAGAAUGGAGUUGCGGCAGCAGCAGCAAGAAAAGAGUCAAUGAAGACACUGGAUCCCGUGUACACAAAAAGAAGAAAAAUUAAGAUUAUUAUGCUUAUUUAUUUUAUUAUUUUAUGGAAGUGCUAGACUCACCUUGCUUUUGUCCCACAGUGUAUCCCGUGUGCAAAUCCUAAAGCCUUUAACUACGUUCUCAACAUUGAUAUUGGUGCCGUGUGUUUGGAAUUUCCUUUAUUUUAUCGGAAUAGAUCACUUUAAACUUAAGUUGUCUCAAAAAGGAAAAGGAUGCUCCCCUUUUUUAAUUUA